This is a messenger RNA of Nannospalax galili (Upper Galilee mountains blind mole rat), 3648 nucleotides long. RefSeq names its product zinc finger protein 175-like. The record is from RefSeq and is a predicted model, not a curated record. Lineage: Eukaryota; Metazoa; Chordata; Mammalia; Rodentia; Spalacidae. The transcript is spliced from 5 exons. The coding region runs from base 441 to 3422 and encodes 993 amino acids. Gene Ontology annotation, biological process: regulation of DNA-templated transcription.
UGUGCGCACGGCACAGCCACCCAAACAAACCCUGGUCCGAGUAGAAAUGGACCCCGAAGUUCCCUAAGGAGCCGUUUCACCUUGCAUUUGCUCGUGGGUCUUCGUUAGCAUUGGGGACCCCAGCGUCGGUGACCGGAAGUCCCCGCGAGCCCGGGUGGCGUGCCGUGUGCAGAGGCGCUGAGCAGGGUGAGAACCCUGAUUAAUAACACAAGUUGGACCUUUCUGAGCUCUGUGUGUCCCACAAUGUCUACAUAUGACCUUCACCUUGGGCCCUACAGACAUCGCUAUCAAAUGUUGGAUCAGUGACUACAUGGCCAUUGCCUUUUUUAGGACUCUCUGCACCUCUGCAGACCCCUGGGUCAGGCCACCUCAUUCAGGCUGCUGAAUUCCCCAUCAUACCACAGCUGGCCUCACCCGGCACCUCUGCCCGGAGCCUCCAGAUGCCCACCCAAGUUGAUGGUCCUGAGAAAACCCUGAUCUGCCAAGGAAAACACAAAAAGUCCAGUGGGAACGGGCCUGUAGGCAUGAGUUCAUCCCAGAAACUCCAGACUCUGCAUCCAGAGCAGCAGGAUGCAUCUUGUGAGAAAUUGUUGUCCAUCGAAGAUGUGACUGUGGCGUUCACCCAGGAGGAGUGGCAGCACCUGGACCCCGCCCAGAGACGCCUGUACCAGGACGUGAUGCUGGAGAUCUACAGCCACCUCAUGUCAGUGGGAUACCCCAUUCCCAGCCCGGAGGGCCUCUUCAGGAUGAAGAAAGAAAAUGAGACACAGGUGUGGAUGGCUGAACCCCUGCGUCAGAGCUGUCAAGAAGGGGCUUUGGAACUUGAUAGAUCACCACAGCAAGUUCCUGAGAAACGUUCCUUUCAAGAUUAUAUGGUGAGUGGAGCCAUAAGUGGUGAGUGUUCCAUUUUAGAACUGUGGAAAGGUGCUGGUCCUACAAAGAGAGAUGCGCAAAACCAGAUCCGACCCAUGAGACCUGGUUUCAUCAACAAGAAAACUCUGGACACAGAUGGUAGUUGUGACUGUGAAGAGAGUGGGGGGCCAUUCCUUUGGAGCCUCAUUUCUACACAAAAUAGACCUCCAAACUCUGGAGCGAAAAGUUUGAACUCUAAACUAGAAGCAAAUGGUCAGAAUCAAAGCAGUGUCAGAAAACAGCUGAAUGGCCAGCUUAAAACUGGUCCGCUCUUUACACCUGGCUCUUUUGAUGCUAACUGUUCCAUUACACACAGAGGAGAGAGAUCCUGCAAACAUAGUCAGUUCAGAAAAGUUCUCAGCCAUAAACAACCACUUAUGUGGCAUGAAACUCAUUCUCAGGAAAAGCCAAAUGACAGUACUGAAUUGGGGAAUGAUUUCAGUCAGCAUCAGAUGAGCCACACUGUGAAGAGGCCUUCCGUGAGUCCCAAACGUGGGAAGGCCUUCCUCCAGAAGUCAGAGUCAAAAACCCAUCAGCAAACUCAGACUGGAAAGAAAUCUUAUGAAUGCAAAGACUGCGGGAAUGUGUUCAGUCAUCCAUCCCAACUUAAGGUGCAUCACCAAAUUCACUUGGGGAAGAGGCCUUACAUGUGUUCUGAAUGUGGAAAGACCUUCCAGCAGAAGUCAGUACUCAGGGCGCACCAGAGAAGUCACACAGGAGAAAAGCCUUACAAAUGUAUUAACUGUGGGAAAGCCUUAGCCUCUAAGGCCCAACUCCAAGAGCAUGAGCGGAUUCACACAGGAGAGAAGCCCUAUGUGUGCACGGAAUGUGGGAAGGCCUUCAGAGGUAGGUCAACCUUCCGUAAACAUAAAAUAACACAUGCUCCAGAAAGACAUUUUCUCUGUCGAAAAUGUGGGAAGGCCUUCCUCCUCAAAUCAGAGUUGUUAUCCCAUCGGCGAACUCACAUUGGAGAGAAGCCUUAUCAGUGCCAAGACUGUGGAAAACUGUUCAAUAGAGCAUCUCAACUGAAGGUGCAUCGUCGAAUUCAUACAGGUGAGAAGCCUUAUGAAUGUAGUGACUGUGGCAAAGCCUUCACCCUAAAGGCACACCUCAAUGUACACCUAAAAGUUCAUAUUGAAGGAAAAUACCAUGUGUGCCAUGAGUGUGGGAAUGCCUUCAGGAAGGAGUCGGUGCUAAGAACACAUCAAAGAAUUCACACAGGGGAGAAGCCUUACAAAUGCAGUGACUGUGGGAAAGCCUUAGCCUCUAAGCUCCAACUCCAAGAGCAUGAGCGGAUUCACACAGGAGAGAAGCCCUAUGUGUGUACGGAAUGUGGAAAGGCCUUCAGAGGUAGGUCAAUUUUCCGUAAACAUAAGGUAACUCACACUAGGGCAGGACCGUUUGUCAGCCACAAAUGUGGGAAAGGCUUCUCUCGGACGUCAGAGUUGACAUCGCAUUGGCGAACUCACACUGGAGAGAAGUCUUAUGAAUGCCAAGACUGUGGAAAACUGUUCAAUAGAGCAUCUCAACUGAAGGUGCAUCUUCGAAUUCACACAGGUGAGAAGCCUUAUGAAUGUAGUGACUGUGGAAAAGCCUUCACCCAAAAGGCACACCUCAAUAUACACCAGAAAAUUCAUACUGAAGGAAAACACCACGUGUGCCGAGAGUGUGGGAGAGCCUUCAAGGAGGAGUCACUGCUCCACACACACCAGAGAAUUCACACAGGGGAGAACCCUUACAAAUGUACUCACUGUGGGAAAGACUUAGCCUCUAAGCUCCAACUCCAAGAGCAUGAGCGGAUUCACACGGGAGAGAAGCCCUAUGUGUGCAUUGAAUGUGGGAAGGCCUUCAGAGGCAGGUCAAUUUUCCGGAGACAUAAGAUUACUCACACUAGGGCAGGACCUUUUGUCUGUCACAAAUGUGGGAAGGCCUUCCUUCAGAAGUCAGAGUUGACAGUCCAUCUGCGAACUCACACUGGAGAGAAGCCGUAUGAAUGCCAAGACUGUGGGAAAUUGUUCAGUAGGACAUCCCAACUGAAGGUGCAUCAGCGAAUUCACACAGGUGAGAAGCCUUAUGAAUGUGACGACUGUGGAAAAGCAUUUACCCAAAAGGCGCACCUCAAUAUACACCUGAAAGUUCAUACUGAAGAAAAACACCAUGUGUGCUGUGAAUGUGGGAAUGCCUUCAAGGAGGAAUUGGAGCUCAGCAGGCACCAAAGAGUUCACACAAGGAAGAAGCCUUACAAAUGCAGUCACUGCGGGAAGGACUUACCCUCUAAGCUACACCUCCAAGAGCACGAGCGGAUUCACACCGGAGAGAAACCCUACAUGUGCACUGAAUGUGGGAAGGCCUUCAGUGCUAGGUCUAGUUUCCACAGACAUAAAAUAACUCACACUAGGGCAAAUCAUUUUGUCUGUCACAAAUGUGGGAGGGCCUUCCUCCAGAAGUCAGAGUUGACAGCCCAUCAGCGAAGUCACACUGGAGCGAAGCCGAAGGGACGCCAUGAGUGAGCAAUCACUGUCCCACAUUCUCGCUCUUCAGUGAGACUCAUGCAGUUCACACAAGGAGAGCUCUUAUACAACAGGUCUUACCACGAAAUCAAUUCCCAGCUCAUCAGCAUAUUCCCAAUAUACUCCUAGAAUUACUUGAAGAAGAGAGCAUUUUAAAAGAGACAUAAUUGUUCAUGGUGAAAUUCAUAAUAGAGAACACAUCUAGCUCUCCAUUUGAUUUUUUGUU